This is a messenger RNA of Brugia pahangi, 1815 nucleotides long. The record is from the annotation of a GenBank genome assembly. Lineage: Eukaryota; Metazoa; Nematoda; Chromadorea; Rhabditida; Onchocercidae.
AUGUACGAUCCAUCAUCCAGUGCUAAUAUCAGCGAAGCAACAAUUGAUCAUUUUUCGUUAAAUUGGACAGUUGAUUUUUGUAAAUGUCAAAUAUUUGGAAGUGUUGUUUUAUCAGUACGUAUCAUCAAACCAACUGAUAAAAUUAUUUUGGAUAGUCGAUCGUUGGAAAUAACAAAUAUUAAAUUGGAUAAUGAGAUUGUCGAUUAUCAUGUGAAAAAUGCUGAUAUUUUGGGUGAGAAGAUAAUAAUCAAUGUGGGUAAACGGAAUGAUGGUGAUAAAUUUAAUCUUACUAUCAUCUACAAUACAGGCGAAAAAUGCUCAGCAUUGCAAUUUUUGAAAGCUGAACAAACUGUAACAAAAACAAAACCUUACUUAUUUAGUCAAUGUCAAGCCAUUUAUGCUCGUUCAAUAGUACCAUGCAUGGAUACACCUUCCGUGAAGCAAAGUUAUGAUGCUGUGGUAGCUGUUCCCAGUGAUUUAAUAUGCCUUAUGAGUGCCGUUGCUGUAGGCCAACCGGAAGAAAUUGGAAAAAUGAUGAAAUAUUCAUUUAAGCAACCAAUACGAAUACCUUCUUAUCUUCUGGCUAUUGUUGUUGGAUUAAUGGAAAGACGUGAUUUCAGCGCACGUUGCGCAGUUUGGGCUGAACCUACAGUAAUUGAUAAAGCAUUUUAUGAAUUUGCUGAAACUGAAAAAAUGCUACAAACUGCUGAAAAUUUAGUCGGAAAAUAUGAAUGGGGAAGAUAUGAUUUGGUUGUACUUCCAUCAUCAUUUCCCUUUGGUGGUAUGGAGAAUCCAUGUUUGACAUUUGUAACACCGACAUUAUUAGCUGGUGAUCGAUCAGCAGCAUAUGUGAUAGCUCAUGAAAUUUCACAUAGUUGGACAGGAAAUUUAGUUAGUAAUGCUAAUUGGGAACAUUUUUGGCUUAAUGAGGGUUUCACUACGUUUUUGGAACGUAAAAUUAUAGGAAAACUUAAAGGCGAAAAAGAACGACAGUUCGAGGCUCAAUGUGGUUGGGAAGGACAUUUGAUGGGCGCUGUUAAAGAGCAAUAUUCUGAUGAUCAUCCAUUUACGAAAUUGGUAUUGGAUUUACGGAACAAAGAUCCGGAAGAUGCAUUUUCAUCAAUUCCAUAUGAAAAAGGAUCAGCUCUUCUCAUGAUUCUUGAGCAACAACUUGGUGCAACUCCAUUUAAUGAAUUCUUGAAGAAGUAUAUUGAGAAAUUUGCUCAAAAAUCAAUAGUAACUGAUGAUUGGAAAGUUUUUUUAUAUGAAUAUUUCUCAGAUAAGAAGAAUAUACUUGAUAAGAUCGAUUGGAAUAAUUGGUUGUAUGAUACAGGAAUUCCUAAAACAAAACCUCAAUUUGAUGAUACAGCUAUGCGUGAGGUUGUUGCAUUGGCAGAAGAGUGGACAAAUAUGACAGAUUCUGAAAUAAUGAAUAUUGAUAAUAAGAAAUAUCUCUCACUUUCUGCUUUGCAAAAAGAGAAAGUAUUGAGUUAUUUACGACUGGAAAAAGGAUCAUCACUAUCACAUGUGAAAUUAGCACGUCUAGAUGAGGUAAACAAACUGUCAAAAACUGGAAAUUGUGAUAUUUUAUCAAGUUGGAUUCAGUUAUGUUUAAAAAAUUACUGGAAAGAUAUCAUACCAGUUGCUUUUGAUUUCGUUACACAACAAGGUCGAAUCAAAUAUGUAAGAUCAAUUUAUAGAGACCUCUUUCAAUGGUCAGAAAGUGCUGGUCGUGCAAUUGAGCUAUUCCGGAAAAAUGCUCCAUCAAUGCAUCCAAUUACAGUAUCGAUUGUGGCAAAAUUGAUCCCAAAAUAA